Molecule: messenger RNA, 3250 nt
Organism: Vitis riparia (riverbank grape)
Lineage: Eukaryota; Viridiplantae; Streptophyta; Magnoliopsida; Vitales; Vitaceae
Product: putative pumilio homolog 7, chloroplastic
Exons: 5
Coding region: 436-2793 (785 amino acids)
Biological process (GO): post-transcriptional regulation of gene expression
Cellular component (GO): cytoplasm
Molecular function (GO): mRNA binding
Source: RefSeq, a predicted model, not a curated record
CGCUCUCUCCCUGUCUGAGUGUGUGCGUUUUUUCUAUAUAUAUAGGGACUACUAUAGCGUCUCUUCUUCUCCAGCUUUAAUGGCGUGAGGCCACCGUACCUGUAUGUAUCUACGCUACAUGUAACCGUAUACAAUCCUCCAUCUUUGCAUGCCUCACCAACUCCUUCACAGAAAAAUACCCAAAAUCCAAAUGAGAUGAUUUCAAAAUGAAAUGCAAUUGAAAUUCAUCGCCAAAACCACCUUUAUUUCAGUGCUGAUUGCGACCCAGAUGAUAGAAACUGGUAAUCGCUUCUGGGUAUUUGUUGUUUUCCCCUCCCUGGAUCGCUAUCUGAUGUGGGUUGUAUGAUUUUUUCUUGAAUCUGUGCGUUUUGUUUUGGUUGGUGUGGUUUUUCUUUGCUUUUUUGCUGUUCUGUUUUAUUUGUUUGUUGUUGUUUGAUGUUUGAGGGAGUUGGGAUUGAGAGGAAAGUGGGGGAGAAGAUGAAGGACGAUGAGGAGCUUGAAAGGUUGCUGGGUGAGAUCCCUCAUGCAACAUCAAACAAUCAUCAUCAUCUGCAUCGAGAAGAUGACACUGGUGGUAAUCAUCAUCAUGGUGUUCAUGGACUCAGUGGUGGGCAUGGUCAUGGGUCAUUUGUUUCUUCACAGCCAAUUCAUGGCGUGUAUGGUUGUGUGUAUGAUGAUGACCCAUCGAGUAAUUACAAGUAUACAUGUGCCUCUCCUGUGAGUGGGUUCUCUCUGCAAUCAGAUGGCUCUUCUUCUAGCUUGUUCUCUUGUGGGCGUUCGCUUUCUGAUAAUGGGUCACCUACCCCGCCUCCAUUGGAAGACCUUAAAUCCCACAUACCUUGUGGGAGUUCCCUUUACCCAAGUGGGUUAUGGUUGGAUUCAAAAUCUCCUGGUUCUCCCAUUGGAAAGAAUGCUAAUGACAACUUGACUGAUGGACUGAGUUUGUCAAGAAAUCUGAGUAGAAUGUAUAUUAGUAAUGAACAAGAGGAUUCCUCCAAUUGCAGAGAUAAUGCAUUUUGGUUGGGUGAUCCAGCCAGGGCCGGGACUCGGGCUAAUCAAAUAAAUGUUGAGAAAUACAGGUCUAGUCACAAUUUUAGGAAAGGUUAUUCUGAUUAUCUGGGUCAUCAAUUCUCUGUUCCAACAAGUCCCAUGAGUUUUGGUGGUGAGAUCAGUUCAGCAUUGCCGGGACUGCAGCAGGAAUAUGGGCCGGGUAACUUAUUUGGGUCAGGAUUGUCCUCUUGUCGAUCAGAUUUGUUAUCUCGAUUGAAUUAUUACAAUAGUUCAAUGAGUUCUCUAUGGCAGAAACCAAUGGAGCAAACAGGCAACUAUAACCAAAGGGGAAUUCCAGUGUCUAAUGUAAGCCCUUCCAUAAAUAGGCUUUCCAUGACUGAUGCUGUGUUCUAUGCCCAGCAGAAGAGGAUGAAUUUGAAUGAAGAAAGGGGUGUAUUGAAUUUGCCCAAUUUUCCAGAGUUGAAUCACCCAAGACCUUUUUUGAACAUGGAAAAUUUACUGCAGUAUAGCCUGCCAAUAUCCAGUGGGAGGGGUAGAGCACCUUCAAACAUUAAAAUCUCUCAAGGUGGCCUUGAGGAUUUUACCAGUGAGGAUAGUUUCAUUAUUCAGGGAGAAGGUCUGAAUUAUGUGAUCAACAAAGGAUUUGAUGGUUCAAGGGGCAAUUUUAAGGGUUCCUCAGCUGAGACUGGUGUUGGUAAGUCUGAAGAAAAGAUGACACAACUAGAUGGGCGAUCCCAAUUCUCUGGAAUUUGUGAAAAUGGUCGGAAUUCAAGGUUAUAUUGCCCUUUCUCUCUGCCUCCCAAGUAUAACUCAUUGGUAGAAGCUCAGGGGCACAUAUACAUGAUAGCAAAGGAUCAGCAUGGUUGCCGAUUUUUACAGAGAAUGUUUGAUGAAGGCACCCCUCAAGAUGUGCAAAUAAUAUUUAACGAGAUUAUUGAUCAUGUAGUUGAACUUAUGAUGAACCCAUUUGGAAAUUACCUUAUGCAAAAGUUACUUGAUGUGUGUAGUGAAGAACAGCGAAUGCAGAUUCUUGUCAUGCUAACUGAAGAAUCAGGGGAGCUUGUCAGAAUCUCUUUAAACACUCAUGGCACUCGUGUAGUACAAAAGUUGAUUGAGACCCUCAAAACAAGGCAGCAGAUUUCACGAGUUAUUUCAGCCCUUGAACCAGGAUUUCUUGCUCUAAUCAAGGACCUGAAUGGAAAUCAUGUGAUUCAGCGUUGCUUGCAGUGCCUUAGCAAAGAAGAUAAUAAGUUUAUUUUUGUUGCUGCUGCAAAGUAUUGUGUUGAAAUUGCAACUCAUCAACAUGGAUGUUGCGUUCUGCAACGUUGCAUCAGUCAUUCGACAGGAGAGUAUCGAGAAAAUUUGGUUGCAGAAAUCUCCUCCAAUGGAUUUCUACUUGCUCAAGAUGCAUUUGGAAAUUAUGUUGUCCAGUUUAUCUUGGAGUUAAAAAUCCCAUCUGCCACCUCAAACUUGAUUGCUCAGUUUGAAGGGAACUACGUGCACCUUUCAACACAAAGGUUCAGCAGCCAUGUGGUUGAAAAAUGCCUCACUGUGUGCACUGAGGAGAACCAAUCGCGCAUUGUCCAUGAGUUGCUCUCCACAUCUCAUUUUGAGCAGUUGCUUCAACAUCCUCAUGCAAAUUAUGUCAUUCAAAAAGCUCUUCAAGUUUAUGAGGGCCCUCUUCACAAUGCUUUCAUUGAAGCUAUCGAGUCCCAUAAAGCUAUCAUGCGCAACAGCCCGUAUUCCAAGAAGAUUUUCUCACACAAGCUUUUAAGGAAGUGAUGUACAUUCUCCCCUCCAUAAGUACUGUUGUUGGUGUCAUGCUGUUACUGGUAUGUUCUCUACUAUGGCUGCCAUAGUUGCUACCUCUCCGCGGACAAUCAGAUUUUAACUGUAAGGGUCUGAAGCCGAUAAGAGAAGAACUUUUUUAACUUCUGGGCAUUCCAUGCACAGAACACACGCUCAGCAGAGUGUAAAAAUAUAAAAGAAAUUUUGGUUGCAGUUGCUUAAAUCUUGGGCAGAUGUGAAUGUACUAUUCUGUUGUCUUGCUGAUCUACAUCUUGGAUUUAUUAUCGUUGUCAUCUUUUAACUCAGAAUUUUCACUGUAUGAGAUUGUACAGUGUAUAGAACAAUUAGGGUUUUGGUUCCUUUGCUCUGUACAAAUGCAAUGUGGAUGCUGCUCUGCAAAUAAUUUUCCCUUCUAAUUUUGUAUGCAUGUGGAAGGGAUGAUUCUGAAUGC